CCCGAGCCAGGGCCCCCGCCGCCGGGCUCCGUGCUCGGCCGAGGGGCGCCCGAGCAGCCGCGGCGCUCGCCCGGAAAAGUUUCCCCGCCCGGCUCCCCAGGAGCCAGCCUGCAUCCUGUCCCCCAGCCCUGCCCAUCUAGGCCCCAUGCCCCCACCAGUCAGCUCCGGGCCCCCGGCAGUGAGCAGGCACGUGGCAGCCGAGGUCCUGUGACCAGGCCAGGGAGACGGGAGCUCCGGGGUCCCAGUCAUCUGCCCCCCCCAUGGAGCUGAGGCCCUGGUUGCUAUGGAUGGUAGCAGCGGCAGGAGCCUUGGUCCUGCUAGCAGCUGAUGCUCGUGGCCAAAAGGUCUUCACCAACACGUGGGCUGUGCACAUCCCUGGGGGCCCAGCUGUGGCUGACAGCGUGGCACGGAAGCAUGGUUUCCACAACCUGGGCCAGAUCUUCGGUGACUAUUACCACUUCUGGCAUAGAGCAGUGACAAAGCGGUCCCUGUCGCCUCACCGCCCGCGGCACAGCCGGCUACAGAGGGAGCCUCAAGUAAAGUGGCUGGAGCAGCAGGUAGCAAAGCGAAGGACCAAGAGGGACGUAUAUCAGGAGCCCACGGACCCCAAGUUCCCCCAGCAGUGGUACCUGUCUGGAGUCACUCAGCGAGACCUGAAUGUGAAGGAGGCCUGGGCCCAGGGCUUCACGGGGCGCGGCAUUGUGGUCUCCAUCCUAGACGACGGCAUCGAGAAGAACCAUCCUGACUUGGCAGGCAAUUAUGAUCCUGGAGCCAGUUUUGAUGUCAAUGACCAGGACCCUGACCCACAGCCUCGGUAUACACAGAUGAAUGACAACAGGCACGGCACUCGGUGUGCAGGUGAAGUGGCAGCAGUGGCCAACAACGGUGUCUGUGGCGUGGGUGUGGCUUACAACGCCCGAAUUGGAGGGGUGCGCAUGUUGGAUGGCGAGGUGACUGACGCAGUGGAGGCGCGUUCGCUGGGCUUGAAUCCCAACCACAUCCACAUCUACAGCGCCAGCUGGGGCCCGGAGGAUGACGGCAAGACUGUGGACGGGCCAGCCCGGCUCGCGGAGGAGGCCUUCUUUCGUGGAGUUAGCCAGGGCCGUGGGGGGCUGGGCUCCAUCUUUGUCUGGGCCUCAGGGAACGGGGGCCGGGAACAUGACAGCUGCAACUGUGACGGCUACACCAACAGCAUCUACACACUGUCCAUCAGCAGCGCCACACAGUUUGGCAACGUGCCCUGGUACAGCGAGGCCUGCUCUUCCACACUGGCCACCACCUACAGCAGUGGCAACCAGAACGAGAAGCAGAUUGUGACAACUGACCUGAGGCAGAAGUGCACAGAAUCUCACACAGGUACCUCGGCUUCUGCCCCUUUGGCAGCUGGCAUCAUUGCUCUCACCCUGGAGGCCAAUAAGAACCUCACCUGGCGGGACAUGCAGCACCUGGUGGUACAGACCUCCAAGCCAGCCCACCUCAACGCGAAUGACUGGGCCACCAAUGGUGUGGGCCGCAAAGUGAGCCAUUCCUAUGGCUACGGGCUGUUGGAUGCAGGUGCCAUGGUGGCCCUGGCCCAGAACUGGACAACAGUGGCCGCCCAGCGGAAGUGCAUCAUUGAAAUCCUGGUGGAGCCUAAGGACAUUGGCAAACGGCUAGAAGUGCGCAAGUCUGUGACAGCGUGCCUCGGCGAGCCCAACCACAUCACCCGGCUGGAACAUGCUCAGGCACGGCUCACCCUGUCUUACAAUCGCCGUGGUGACCUGGCUAUCCACCUCAUCAGCCCCAUGGGCACCCGCUCCACCCUGUUGGCCGCCAGACCACACGACUACUCUGCUGACGGGUUUAAUGACUGGGCUUUCAUGACAACUCAUUCCUGGGAUGAGGACCCCUCUGGCGAAUGGGUCCUAGAGAUUGAAAAUACCAGCGAGGCCAACAACUAUGGGACGCUGACCAAGUUCACUCUCGUGCUAUAUGGCACAGCCUCUGAGGGGCUCUCUACUCCUCCUGAAAGUAGCGGCUGCAAGACCCUCACAUCCAGCCAGGCCUGCGUGGUGUGUGAGGAAGGCUUCUCACUGCACCAGAAAAGCUGUGUCCAGCACUGCCCACCAGCCUUCACACCGCAAGUCCUCGACACACACUACAGCACUGAGAAUGACAUGGAAGUCAUCCGUGCCAGUGUCUGUACCCCCUGUCAUGCCUCUUGUGCCACGUGCCAGGGCCCAGCUCCCACAGACUGCCUCAGCUGCCUCAGCCAUGCCUCCCUGGACCCUGUGGAACAGACCUGCUCCCACCAGAGCCAGAGCAGCCGAGAGUCUCGGCCUCAGCAGCAGCCUCCUGCGCUGCACCCGGAAGUGGAAGUGGAGCCGCGGCUGCAGGCCGGGCUGCUGCCCUCUCACUUGCCUGAGGUAGUGGCGGGCCUCAGCUGCGUUACCAUCGUACUGGUCUUCGGCAGUGUCUUCCUGUUCCUGCAGCUGCGGUCAGGGCUUAGCUUCCGAGGAGUCAAAGUAUACACCAUGGACCGAGGCCUGGUUUCCUACAAGGGGCUUCCCCCUGAAGCCUGGCAGGAGGAGUGCCCAUCUGACUCAGAAGAGGAUGAGGGCCGGGGCGAGAGGACCGCCUUUAUCAAAGACCAGAGCGCCCUUUGAUGAGCCCACUGCCCACCCCAUCAGAUUGAUCCCUUCCUUGGGCACUUUUUAAUUCACCAAAGUAUUUUUUUAAUCUUGGGACUGGGUUUGGACCCUAGCUGGGAGGUGAGAGGGGCAGAGACUGCUUCCUACCCCACCCUUGGGCCUACCUGUUUGCCUGAGGUGGGGCCCCAGGAGCCUCAGGCCCUGCCACUCAUCCCUGUGGAGAAAGGAUUAAAAUCUGGGCGGCUUCCAUGGUGCAGCUGGAGUUCCUGCUGAGUGAAGAGGGGCAGCCUUUCUCUGGGUCCCUGACCAGGCUGCAGCCCUGCCCUUUCCUGCCCCUCAGAAAGCAAUAAUGGUCCCCAUCCCGGCAACAGGGAGGCUGGCUAGGAGGUACUUGAAGAAGGCAGCCGCCCCUCCAAGGGCUUUUGCAUCCCCGACCCUCUGGCUCAUGGAUGAGCCGCUGCAGAAGCUGCAGUCAUAGAAAGGGACCAAAGCAAAGCAGGCACGUUCCAGUAUGCCCACACUCAUGUGCGCUCAGCCUGCCUCUCUGCACUCCAGGCCUCCACCUCAGCCGGUAGCCAGGCUGAGCUAGGCUGGCACCCAGCACAGGCCAAGCGAAAGCUCUGGAGGCCUUACGCUGGUGUCCUGACCAUCCUUUCUAUGGCACCCUUCCC
Molecule: messenger RNA, 3301 nt
Organism: Acomys russatus (golden spiny mouse)
Lineage: Eukaryota; Metazoa; Chordata; Mammalia; Rodentia; Muridae
Gene: Furin
Product: furin, paired basic amino acid cleaving enzyme
Biological process (GO): peptide hormone processing
Cellular component (GO): trans-Golgi network; Golgi membrane
Molecular function (GO): serine-type endopeptidase activity
Source: RefSeq, a predicted model, not a curated record